GACAUUGUACAUCCUCAUUUUAAAAUGCAAAUGUGUUUAGUUAUGUGUUAGAAAGGAGAAGCUGCGGCACAAUUUACAGUAUUUGUGCAGAGAGACAGAAGGUGUGGGAGUAGUCCUGACAUUAGUACACUGAUGUCCUGACAAAUUAAUAUUUGAUGAAGUAGGAUUUAAACUAUAGUCAGCUGGAAAAAUCAGGACUGAGACAAUGAGAAUAUCACUUAAAGUCAUCAUUUACUUAAUGACAGCUAGUGUGAGUUCACUGGCUGUGACAGGAAACAACAGAGGACCUGACAACAUAAACUGUGACAAACCCCCAGUGAUCCAGAAGGCACGUCAUGGAGGCUCUGCUACCAUCAACUGCCAGUAUCCAAGAACAAAAGACAUCAACGUCAAACACUUCUGUAGAGAAGAUGGAAACUUGAAUUGCACAAAUCUGAUUUCAACUGUAAAUUCAAAUCACACAAUACUAGGCAGGUUUUCUCUGACAGACGACAAACAGCAAGGAGUCUACACUGUGAUUAUUUCCACACUGACCCAGGAUGAUGCUGGAAGAUACCGGUGUGUUAUGGAAAGAGCUGACAGUUCCACUGCAUGUUUAACUAAGAUCCACCUGCAUAUUUUGAACUGGGAUGACAUUACAUCAAAGGCAAUAAAUCACGCCAUUGGAGAAGGUGCCCAAAUUAAGUGUACCUAUCCAGACAGCCACAAGAGCAAUGAGAAAUUCCUGUGCAAGGGAGAGAAUCCUUCUAACUGUGAGGAGCUGAUACACACAUCAGACCAGAAGAAACACAGGUUUUCUAUAAGGGAUGACAGAAUAAAAAAGUACUUUGAUGUGUACAUCGACAAUCUGAGCACAGAAGACUCUGGAUCAUACUGGUGCGGUUCUAGCAGGAUGUGGGAGCAAGCUGAAGUCACCAAAAUCCUCCUCUCUGUAGCUGAAAGACGCAAAACCAGAGAAUCAGUAAUGCAACGAGAUGACUAUUCAACAGAUGGCACCGUGACCACAGAUUGGAUUGCCCUUGUGGUAGCUGUGGUAGUGUGUCUGGUAUUGAUACUGAUACUUGUGCUUGUACUUGUACUGUGCCGACACAACCUUCCCUGUACACAAGUGUGUUAUGCUGCAGGGGGAUCAUUAGAGCAGAGGACAAACGCUGCUGAACAUACCACAGAGGUGGAAAAUCAUGGAGAUCACCACUUUGACGAGAUACAGAUGUGGAACCAGCAGGCAAGCUCAGGAGAAGCACUGACGUCCGUUUAUGCCACCGUCAACCUUCCAGCAGACCAGCUCCACUAUGCCAGCGUCAAUUUCCAGAAGGACUCUGUCGGUGUCUCGACAGAUAGGAAUUCACUUCCUGGCACAAAUGAAAUCUCCUCUAACAGCACAUCUCAGGGUGUCACCCAUCCUUCGGCAGCAGAGCAGACUCUCUAUUCUACAGUCACAAAGCCUGGGGAACCAUGAGAUAGACUGUCUGUCUUUUACCUGUUGAUGUUAACGGUACAGUUUGUUAAAUUUGUUCUAUGUACAUAAAGUCCAUACAGCCACAAUAUAGAAAAGUAGAUUCUGCAACAUUUUAGAGUAAUUGACUCGUUUACCAGUUAGCUAGUUAUUAAUAUAUUAAUGUAAAUGUGCUCUGAAGAUAAUGAUUAAACUCUUGUUUGAGAAAA
This is a messenger RNA of Perca fluviatilis (European perch), 1665 nucleotides long. Its product is annotated as CMRF35-like molecule 8. Bases 206 to 1459 code for a protein of 417 amino acids. The record is from RefSeq and is a predicted model, not a curated record. The transcript has 8 exons. Lineage: Eukaryota; Metazoa; Chordata; Actinopteri; Perciformes; Percidae.